AAUAAAAGAAGAAGAACUAUUUUUACGUUAACCUUAAAAAAUAAAUAUAAUAAUUGUUUACGAAUUUAGUAUUUUACACGAGUAGUAUUCUGUUUUGAAACAAUAUGAGAUACGCUCAGUUAGUAAUAGGUCCAGCUGGAUGUGGUAAAUCUACAUAUUGCAGUGCAUUAGCUCAACACGGUGUUGAUAUUAAAAGAAAUAUCGAAGUCGUAAAUUUAGAUCCGGCAGCAGAAUAUUUUAAUUACACACCCAUAGCCGAUAUCAGAGAACUGAUUAACGUUCAAGAUACCAUGGAAGAUGAAGAAUUACAUUUCGGACCAAACGGAGGUCUGGUAUUUUGCAUCGAAUAUCUUUUAGAAAAUUCCGAUUGGCUACACGAUAAAUUAGGUGAUUUAGAGGACGAUUAUAUUUUAUUUGAUUGUCCUGGGCAAAUAGAAUUGUAUACUCAUCUCACGGCGAUGAAGAAUCUAGUAAAACAGUUACAAGAUUGGAAUUUCAAUGUUUGUUCAGUGUUUUUAGUUGAUGUACAGUAUAUUACAGACGGUACUAAGUUUAUAUCAGGUACUAUGGCGGCGUUGAGUGUUAUGGUGAAUUUGGAAUUGCCUCACAUAAAUCUACUAUCGAAAAUGGAUCUGUUAAGUAAAGGGGCCAAAAAGAGACUAGAUAGAUUUUUAGAACCUGAUUCGCAUUUUAUAUUAGGCGAUAUUGAAUCUUGUGGUUAUUCGGCAUUCAAUACCAAACAUCGCAAGUUAACUGAAGCUAUUGGGAAACUUAUUGAAGAUUAUUCUUUAGUUAGAUUUAUACCUUUGAAUUUAAAAUCUUUAGAAAGUAUUGGAGAUGUGCUAUUGACCAUUGAUAAUGUGAUACAAUUCGGUGAAGAUCAAGAUGUUAAAACAAAAGAUUUUGAGGAAGUUGAGCCCGACGACGAGGAUACGUGAAAUUUUCACUACAAUUCGUUUAUAUUUACGUUUAAAAAUAAAAUUUUAUUUUAUUACUA
Messenger RNA from Diorhabda sublineata, 997 nucleotides. RefSeq names its product GPN-loop GTPase 3. Gene Ontology annotation, molecular function: GTPase activity. Lineage: Eukaryota; Metazoa; Arthropoda; Insecta; Coleoptera; Chrysomelidae. The coding region runs from base 105 to 938 and encodes 277 amino acids. The record is from RefSeq and is a predicted model, not a curated record. The transcript is spliced from 2 exons.